Messenger RNA from Benincasa hispida (wax gourd), 1446 nucleotides. RefSeq names its product alcohol dehydrogenase 1-like. Lineage: Eukaryota; Viridiplantae; Streptophyta; Magnoliopsida; Cucurbitales; Cucurbitaceae. Gene Ontology annotation, cellular component: cytosol. The record is from RefSeq and is a predicted model, not a curated record. Gene Ontology annotation, biological process: formaldehyde catabolic process. Gene Ontology annotation, molecular function: S-(hydroxymethyl)glutathione dehydrogenase [NAD(P)+] activity; zinc ion binding; alcohol dehydrogenase (NAD+) activity.
CCUCAGCCCAAAUCAAAUUCUUUCUUUCUUUCUUUCUCUUCAAAUCCCUUCCCACCAUAACCACCAACCAUGUCAAGCACUGCCGGUCAAGUCAUCAAAUGCAAAGCUGCCGUGGCUUGGGAGGCCGGAAAGCCACUGGUGAUUGAAGAAGUCGAAGUAGCACCGCCGCAAGCCAAUGAAGUCCGAGUGAAGAUCCUUUUCACAGCUCUCUGUCACACCGAUGUUUAUUUCUGGGAAGCCAAGGGACAAACCCCAUUGUUUCCUCGCAUUUUUGGGCAUGAAGCUGGAGGAAUUGUUGAGAGUGUUGGAGAAGGAGUGAAAGAUCUUCAACCAGGAGAUCAUGUUCUUCCUGUUUUCACUGGUGAAUGUGGGGAUUGUCGUCAUUGCCAAUCUGAAGAAAGCAAUAUGUGCGAUCUUCUUCGAAUUAAUACUGAUCGUGGAGUUAUGAUCAAUGACGGAAAGACUAGAUUCUCCAGAAAUGGACAACCCAUUCAUCAUUUUGUCGGAACCUCCACCUUUAGUGAAUACACUGUUGUUCAUGUUGGCUGUUUGGCUAAGAUCAAUCCUGCUGCUCCUCUUGACAAAGUCUGUGUUCUUAGCUGCGGCAUUUCCACAGGUCUUGGUGCCACUUUGAAUGUUGCAAAGCCCAAAAAAGGUCAAUCUGUUGCAAUCUUUGGUCUUGGAGCUGUUGGACUUGCAGCUGCUGAAGGAGCCAGAAUUGCUGGGGCAUCUAGGAUCAUUGGUGUUGAUUUGAACCCAGCUCGAUUUGAAGAAGCAAAGAAAUUUGGUUGCAAUGAAUUUGUGAAUCCAAAGGAUCACAACAAGCCAGUUCAAGAGGUGAUUGCUGAGAUGACGAAUGGAGGAGUUGACCGGAGUGUCGAAUGCACCGGAAGCAUCCAAGCAAUGAUUUCAGCAUUCGAAUGCGUUCACGAUGGGUGGGGUGUAGCUGUACUUGUGGGAGUCCCAAACAAAGACGAUGCAUUCAAAACUCAUCCUAUGAAUCUCCUUAACGAAAGAACUCUAAAGGGAACCUUCUUCGGCAACUACAAACCACGAACCGACAUUCCCGGGGUCGUCGAGAAGUAUUUGAAGAAGGAGCUGGAAUUGGAGAAGUUCAUUACACAUACAGUGCCGUUCUCUGAGAUCAAUAAGGCGUUUGAUUACAUGCUGAAAGGGGAAUCGAUUCGAUGCAUUAUUAGGAUGGAAAACUAAGUUGAUGUUUUUGUGGGGUGAGAUGAAAAUAUGGGAAUAAAAGAUCAUGUGAUCAUUGGAAGAAACUGGAGAGGUCUCUGUGUUUCCUUUUUCUUCUUAGUUUUGUGUUCCUUGAGAGUUUUUUUUUUUUCUGGGAAUUUUCGGGAUAUUGUUAUCGCCUUUUUGUCAAAGUUCAUGAACUUUGAGAUAUUGUAUCGAUAUUAUUAUUAAAAAAAAUGAAAAAGAAUUGUGAUU